CCUCCUCUUCCACCCAUCAUCCCCGUAUGCACCGAGCAUCUCAGAGAUAACGGCCGUGUGUCUGUGUGCCUUUAAGAGCCGUAUAUCCUGCUGCUCUCUACACUAAAUCCCCAUCGCUGCUCUGUGAGGGCGGCAGAGAAAAAAAAUAACAGAAAUUCACGGCAAUGUCCGCCAACUCCGCUUUCAACGACGAGAAGGGGGGCUCCUCCAGCGUCGGGGAGCCUGAAUAUGGUCACGACCCGGCGAGCGGAGGGAUUUUCUCCUCCGACUACAAAAGACAUGACGACUUGAAGGAGAUGCUUGAUAGCAACAAAGACUCCCUGAAGCUGGAGGCAAUGAAGCGGAUUGUGGCUAUGAUCGCCCGCGGUAAAAACACAUCCGAUCUCUUCCCUGCUGUGGUGAAAAAUGUGGCCUGUAAAAACAUUGAGGUAAAGAAGCUGGUCUAUGUUUACUUGGUGCGUUAUGCCGAGGAGCAGCAGGAUCUCGCUCUGCUCUCCAUUUCCACCUUUCAGCGAGGGUUGAAGGAUCCGAACCAGCUGAUCAGAGCCAGCGCUCUGCGAGUCCUCUCGAGCAUCCGAGUCACCAUCAUCGUCCCUAUAAUGAUGUUGGCCAUCAAAGAAGCUGCUUCGGAUAUGUCUCCAUACGUCAGGAAGACGGCCGCUCACGCAAUUCCUAAACUCUACAGUUUGGAUCCAGAACAAAAGGACCAGCUGAUUGAAGUUAUAGAGAAACUCCUCGCUGACAAAACUACGUUGGUGGCAGGAAGUGUUGUUAUGGCUUUUGAGGAGGUGUGUCCAGAACGCAUUGACCUGAUCCACAAGAACUACAGGAAGUUGUGUAACCUUCUGAUCGACGUAGAGGAGUGGGGGCAGGUCGUCAUCAUCAACAUGCUGACCCGCUAUGCCAGGACCCAGUUCCUCAACCCAAACAUGAACGAGUCCCUGCUGGAGGAGGGAAGUGACAAGACCUUCUACGGCUCGGAUGAAGAUGAGGAGGAGGAGGAGGAGGAGGAGGAGAAAGAUAAGAAGGCAGAAGUGCCUGCCAUGGCCAAGAGGAAGCCGUACGUCAUGGAUCCAGACCACCGGCUGCUGCUGAGAAACACCAAGCCGCUCCUGCAGAGCCGCAAUGCAGCUGUGGUGAUGGCUGUGGCUCAGUUGUAUUUCCAUCUGGCCCCUAAAGCAGAGGUUGGGGUGAUUGCCAAGGCCCUGGUCCGUCUCCUGAGGAGCCACAGCGAAGUCCAGUAUGUUGUUCUUCAGAACGUGGCAACAAUGUCGAUUAAGAGAAGGGGGAUGUUUGAACCGUACCUGAAGAGUUUCUACAUCCGCUCAACAGACCCAACCCAAAUAAAAGUCCUAAAGCUGGAGGUUCUCACUAAUCUGGCCAAUGAGACGAACAUUUCCACCAUUCUCAGAGAGUUUCAGACGUACAUUAAAAGCAUGGAUAAAGACUUUGUGGCCGCCACGAUCCAAGCCAUUGGCCGCUGCGCUACCAACAUCGGCGAGGUGAGGGACACGUGUCUGAACGGCCUGGUGCAGCUGCUGUCCAACCGAGACGAGUUGGUUGUAGCCGAGUCGGUGGUGGUUAUUAAGAAGCUGCUGCAGAUGCAACCGGAGAAGCACAGCGACAUCAUAAAGCACAUGGCAAAACUAACAGACAACAUCCAGGUGCCGAUGGCACGGGCUAGUAUCCUGUGGCUGAUUGGAGAAUACUGUGAGCAUGUACCGAAGAUUGCCCCGGAUGUUUUGAGGAAGAUGGCCAAAUCGUUCACUAACGAAGAGGACAUUGUCAAGCUACAAAUCAUCAAUUUGGCCGCUAAGCUCUAUUUAACCAACUCCAAACAGACCAAACUGUUGACGCAGUAUGUUCUGAACUUGGCGAAGUACGACCAGAACUAUGAUAUCCGUGAUCGGGCACGCUUCAUCCGCCAGCUCAUCGUGCCCACCGAGAAGAGUGGAGCUCUCAGCAAGUACGCCAAAAAACUGUUCCUCGCCCUCAAACCUGCACCAGUCCUCGAGUCUCCAUUUAAAGACCGAGACCACUUCCAGUUGGGUUCAUUGUCCCACUUGCUGAAUGCCAAGGCUGGUGGCUACCAGGAGCUGCCUGACUGGCCUGAAGCCGCCCCAGACCCCUCCGUGCGCAACGUGGAGGUGAAGGAUUCUGUUUUUACGCUGCUUGAAAGAGUCACAACAUUAACAAGUGUGCCAGAAUGGACCAAAUGCAGCAGCCGAGAGAAGAGAAAGGAGAAGAAAGUGGAGAAGCCGUUCUACUCUGACUCGGAGGGCGAGUCUGGACCGACGGAGUCAGCUGAUAGUGAGUCGGACUCUGCCAGCAGCUCAGAGAGUGGCAGUGGCAUCGAGGAGAGCGGGUCGGGAUCAGAAAGCGAAGAAAGCGAGGAAGGCUCUGAGUCUGAGCAGGAGGAAGAGAAGGAAAAGGACAAGAAGAAGAAAAAGAAAGAAUUAAAAAAGCCAGUGCAAGAAAGCGAAAGCGAGCAGAGCAGUGAAGAAGAGAGGAAGCAUGAGAGGAAAAGUAAACAACGUAAGAGCGAGUCAGAGUCUGAAUCGGACGAGGAGGAGGAGAGUGAGUCUGAAAGCAGCCAAUCAGAGUCUGAAGACUCGGAGUCUGAAGCAGAAGUCAAAAAGAAAAAAAAGGCAGCUGAAUCGAAACCUUCUUCUAAGCCUGUCAAGAAAGACAUCAAGAAAGACAAGAAAGAAAUGUCUCUGCUGGACCUUGAUGAUUUCGAACCUUCACCCUCUCCUCAAGCCACACCCGUCAACGCCUUCCUGUCCAACAGCCUUGCGACCGACCUGGAGGGAUUAUCUUUGUCUGAUGCUGUCCUCUCUCCGGCAACCAUCUCUCCCUCCAGUGCGCUGAAGAGCUACGAGAUGCUGCACCGGAUCACUGGCGAGGGUCUGUCGGUGGAGUACUGCUUCAGCCGACAGCCAUUCAGCCCCGACGCCAACAUGGUGGCGGUGCAGAUGCAGUUCACUAACAACGCCACCUCCGACACCAAGAACCUGCACAUGGAGGACGUGAAGCUGCAGUCGGGGAUGAGGGUCAAAGAGUUUCCUGAGAUUGAGCUUCUGCCAGCGGGUGAGAUGGUCACAGCUGUAAUGGGCAUCGAUUUCUGUGACUCAACACAAGCCGCGAACUUCCAGCUGUGCACUCACACCAGGAAAUUCUUCGUGUCGAUUCAGCCGCCAGUCGGGGAGCUGAUGAGGCCCAUCUUCCUAACAGAGAAUGAGUUUAAAAAGGAGCAAGAGAAGCUAUUACUAGGUCAGCUGAUGGGUAUGAACGAGAUCACGGAGAAGCUAACCCUGGACGUGAAGUGCCGGAACGAACACUCCAUCGUCCAGAGGGUGACCACCGCCGCCAACCUCAGCAGAGUCCCCUGUGGCUCAGAUAAAGAGUGCAGUCCUCCUGUUCCUCCUCCUGAUCAUCCUGUCCACAGGUUUGCCGGCCGGACAGUGACCAGCAGCAGCCUGGUGUUGGUCACCGUGGCGACCAAGGAGGAAGGAGCCGCCAAGCUUACGAUCAACUGUGAGAAAAUGGUGAUCGGCACAAUGCUGGUGAAGGACAUCCUCCUGGCCCUGUCGCAGUGACGCGUGACGUGUAGCCCUCUGCCCCCUCACCCUCACGCACCUCUCUCAUAUCAUCCCUCACACGUGUAGCAUCUCCUCCGCUCUCCUCUUAGCAGCGGAAGGGAGGAAGUUCCCAGAACGUUAAACCCAGGUUUGUUUUUUCCCAAAAGCCCUCUGUAUUCACUAAAUGCCACAGCUGCACAUAUUUACAACAAUCAGACAUGAUCUGAUAUGAAAUCCCUCUCUCAGUUUUAAAUUGUCUUACGUCAUUAUUUUAAAAUUCAUAUUUUUGCAAUGUGUUUUACUUCUUUACUGAGCCAAUUGGAUUUAUUGGACACCCAAUAUCAGAGUCAACUCAAAAGAGAAAUAAUUUGUGCAUCUUUUAAACCUUAAAUCAACUUAUAAUGAGAAGUAGCUCUUAUCUAGAGUAUGAAAUAAUUGUGCAGAAGUUGCUCAUUGGCUAAACUGGACAUUAGGUGAGCUUAAAGAUUCAAGCACGACAAAACACAAGGUCCACUUACUUAAUGUUUUCGAAGCUCUCAACCACAUCUUGUGGUCUUUCUGCAGCAGAUAGUUAUUUGUUCACGAAGACUGAAUGAAGAAAAUGUAAACAGAUAAUAAAAAAUGCUAGAAUUCAUAAAACAUUUAGCACAGGAAAGUUCAUAUUACAACGCAGCUACAGUGCAGUGCAAGAUAAAAACGAACAGCCUCAAAUGUUUUUUUUACUAAAAUGCAUUAGCUAACAAAGUUUUAAGCCUUGAAGUAAAAGACAUUUGGAGAGUUUUCUGGGAGUUUGUUCCAGAUAAUGUGGUGCAAAACAAUAAUGAAUGAAUGCUGUUUAGUUUGACUGUGGGAUCACUAAGAAGACCUGAGACGUCAGGACAGUUUACUGGGUAGCAGCAGAUCAGAGAUGUACACUGGAAACACUGGGCUUUAAACUGGUCCCAGCUUGGACCGGGCAGAGUCACCAACAACCCGGAAGAAGAGAAAAGAAGGCCAUUUACAUUCAGUGUUAAUCUCCAAAAUACAACUUUAAGUAAUCAUGUGAUAAUGUUGAAACAAAAAACGACAAAGUUAUUGAACUUUGUGUCAAAACAAAAG
Messenger RNA from Etheostoma cragini (Arkansas darter), 4679 nucleotides. Its product is annotated as AP-3 complex subunit beta-2. Lineage: Eukaryota; Metazoa; Chordata; Actinopteri; Perciformes; Percidae. The record is from RefSeq and is a predicted model, not a curated record. The transcript is spliced from 29 exons. Bases 165 to 3599 code for a protein of 1144 amino acids. Gene Ontology annotation, biological process: anterograde synaptic vesicle transport; intracellular protein transport; vesicle-mediated transport. Gene Ontology annotation, cellular component: AP-3 adaptor complex; membrane coat.